This is a messenger RNA of Aplosporella prunicola CBS 121167, 384 nucleotides long. RefSeq lists its product as uncharacterized. The transcript has a single exon. The coding region runs from base 1 to 384 and encodes 127 amino acids. Gene Ontology annotation, cellular component: membrane. The record is from RefSeq and is a predicted model, not a curated record. Gene Ontology annotation, biological process: electron transport coupled proton transport; mitochondrial electron transport, cytochrome c to oxygen. Gene Ontology annotation, molecular function: cytochrome-c oxidase activity; heme binding. NCBI's taxonomy places the organism in Eukaryota, Fungi, Ascomycota, Dothideomycetes, Botryosphaeriales, Aplosporellaceae.
AUGAUAAUUAAAUUUGCUUGUUUUUUUUUAUUGGGGCCAAUCUACUAUUUCACAUUAAUUAUAGCUGUACCUACAGGUAUUAAAAUAUUCUCAUGGUUAGCCACUUGUUACGGUGGAUCUAUACAUUUAACACCUUCAAUGCUAUUUGCAUUAGGGUUUGUCUUUAUGUUCACCAUUGGAGGGUUAUCAACCCACUUGGCCCUCCCUUUAAAGACUACUAUAUGCUGGAAACUUCUAACAAUUAUGCUACUCGAGUUUUAUUUAAUCUCAGUGAUAAUGUAUAAUUUUGAACAAUCAGCAGGUAUCUUACGGAUUAUAUCAAACAAAAUAAAUAUCUUAGUAGGAACCUCAGAGACUAGACGUAGUCCUCAUAAAUUUUUAUGA